AUGCCUCGAAACACAGCUAAACACUCCUCGUUGCCCCAAAAUAAUUUGCCUCUCUCAUCUCUCGAAUCGUCUUUUUUCGACUCUCUUGAUGAACUAGCAAACUGGCAAAAGCGGAUCAGUGAGAGAUUGUUUGAACUCGACGAGCUUAAAAAACCUACUGAGAAACUCGAGCGUUAUGCGAGAGCAAGACAGCAAAGCGCGUCAGAAGACGUGAAGCUUCUAGUUUGUCACGAUCUAAAAGGUGGCUACCAGAUCAACGAAGAUGAGGAUCCCCUGGGAUACUUUCCCCAUCCAGACGGCCAGCAUUACUUUCUCCAGUACCCGCAAUUGGUCGACAAAUUUGUGUAUUUCUCUCAUCAUCGCGUCAGUGUCCCGCCGGUGGCCUGGAUCAAUGUGUGCCACCGGAACGGGAUCAAAUGCUUAGGCACUGUCAUCUUUGAAGGAAACUCGUACCGCGAUUUUGAAGAGGCUGAUAAACUGCUCACAAAGCAAGACGGAGAGUAUGUUUUUGUCAAAUGUCUAGUUGCGCUGGUGGAAUAUUUCCAAUUUGACGGCUAUCUUUUCAACAUUGAGACGAGGUUCAGCAAUACGCGAAUAGCCAGUCUUUUAGAGCCUUUUUUGGAACAGCUAAGAGCAGAUCUUCAUGUGAGUAAUCCUUCAACGGAGCUUAUAUGGUACGACUCCUACAUCUACCCAGAAAAUAGAGUUCUGUACAAAAAUGGUGUCACCGAAGCCAACCACAAUUUUUUCUCUUGCUGCGAUUCCUUCUUCACAAACUACUGGUGGAACGUGAAGCAUCUACAGGAUAAUAUCAAAAAUGUUGGUGUUUUAGGAUCCCGACUGAAAGUCUAUGCAGGCUACGACGUAUGGGGAAGAGGCACAGUGAUAGGAAAAGGGGGUUACGAUUCGGCCCUGGCAUGCCAGAUGAUCAAGAAGUACCGCUCCAAUGUCGCUCUAUUUGCUCCUGCUUGGACUUAUGAAUACUUGGAUCGAAAAGACUUUACUCAAAACGAUACACGGUUUUGGACAGGCCUUUUUGACGGAGAGUCUUCCGUGGCUACCACUUUCAAGCCUUACUGCUCGCCGCUUUAUAAAAUCAACGAUUCCAAUUUCGUUUUUUACACCAAUUUUGGAUCUGGAGAGGGCUGUGGGUUUUACGAACGCGGAGAAAAGGUGUAUCACGAUAAUUGGGUCAAUGGUUCAUUGCAAAUGGAGAUUCCUAUCGCCAUUCACAAGAGGCAUAAAAAUGGGAUGCAAUGGAGACUCUCAAAAGAGGACUCGUUUUAUGGAGGUUCCUGUGUGGAGAUCAAAUACAAUGAAGUCGUUGACGAUAACGGGUACCAAGUUUUUAACCACCAGACGAUUAAUUCGUUCGCACUAUUUUCAUUUGUCCAGGAUUGUUCUUUCCCAACGAUAAAUGUGAAACUGACCUACAAGCUGAACCACAGGACGAAAUCUUUUUUUAAGUUGAAAAUAGGCUACUAUGUCGAACGGCGUUAUAGAACUGUUCAGAAGGUGAGAAGCGGAUGUCUGGUGGUUCCCUUGCUUUCAACGAACGAUCAGUGGCUCACCGCAGAAGAACCGUUCCAUGUAAGUUUGCAGAAUUCACACGAAUUUAUAGUCCUGGAUUCGGCUACACUAUCCUACGAAGAAACGGAAGAUCCAUUUAUGCGCGCGCACGUGGUCGAAGAUCAAUCGACCUCAAGUGUUAUUGACAACGAGGAAUACGAGAAGCUCAUGAAUAGCGAGAUAUAUUUUGAUGACGAAGAUGAGGACUGGAUUCUCGUCCCUUCUGACAUCUCAAUGGAAUCAACCGAUAACGGAGGAAGGCCAAAUUAUCCUUGGAAAGUGAUCAGCGAUCAAAUAGGCAACAAGCACCCUAAAUUGCAUGCUUCCACAUCACCUGUGCUAAAGCUAGGAGAACUAGCUAUCAUAAAUGCCAAUGACUACCCAUCAGAUACCUUCUUCAAGGUAAUGCCGAUAAACUCCAUUGAUGUGAGGCGCUGGGACGGUAAGGUCUUGCUAAUAUGGAAAAUCAAUACUGACUCAGUUCUUUACCAUCUAAUAUUUGUUGAUGAUGCGUUUCAAGGCAUAUCGUUAGUUCCCAAAUUUGUCUUUGAGGACAGAGCAGUUGACGAAAAGAAUUCCAAGACGCAAUCUGGAAGCACUUUGAAAGUGAGGAUUGAUACCGUCAGCAGACUUGGUGUACUUGUCAAAGGUACCGAUAUGCACAUUUGA
This is a messenger RNA of Ogataea haglerorum, 2238 nucleotides long. RefSeq lists its product as uncharacterized. NCBI's taxonomy places the organism in Eukaryota, Fungi, Ascomycota, Pichiomycetes, Pichiales, Pichiaceae. The record is from RefSeq and is a predicted model, not a curated record. Gene Ontology annotation, cellular component: cytoplasm. The transcript has a single exon. Gene Ontology annotation, biological process: protein deglycosylation. Gene Ontology annotation, molecular function: mannosyl-glycoprotein endo-beta-N-acetylglucosaminidase activity. The coding region runs from base 1 to 2238 and encodes 745 amino acids.